AUGUCUGUCCCGCUUGUCAAAACGCUCCUCUUUUCCACUCUUCUCGCAGGCAUAGCUCAUGGGUUUGUCCCCAUGCCCAUCGAUGCCCUACCUUCAAAUCUUGAAGCCGAUGGCUGGUCUGCUCUUACUACCCUGGAGCCGGUCACCGUGUCUGCAUCGCAUUCGGAACCAAGUGCUACCGUCACACCGUCACCAGAGCUACAAAUCCUCCCGGUUCUUGACCCAAAUAUGAUUCCAGAUCUCAAGCGUCAGGUCACCGGUCAGGGACAGGCAGAGGCAGCCACGGCCCUCAGCCAAAUCUCUCCCGUCACAACAUACUAUGCCAACUCAAUGGUGGAUGGUACUGCCGUCCAAGUUCCUGUUGUGUACACUCAGACUUUCGCUCGUAUUCCUGAUCAAUGGCCUUUACCCACUGCUGGCUCGAUUGGAUUGGGCACUAUUCAAGGCACUAUAGGAGUCGUUAAAUCCAAGAGAGAACUCCCGUCCCCACGGCCUUAG
Molecule: messenger RNA, 498 nt
Organism: Exophiala spinifera
Lineage: Eukaryota; Fungi; Ascomycota; Eurotiomycetes; Chaetothyriales; Herpotrichiellaceae
Exons: 2
Coding region: 1-498 (165 amino acids)
Biological process (GO): fungal-type cell wall organization
Source: RefSeq, a predicted model, not a curated record